Arachis ipaensis is the source of this 381-nucleotide messenger RNA. Lineage: Eukaryota; Viridiplantae; Streptophyta; Magnoliopsida; Fabales; Fabaceae. The record is from RefSeq and is a predicted model, not a curated record.
AUGGAACAUUCAAAGCCAGAUCCUACUCCAGUCGAAGAGAAGUUCAAGUUACUAAGAGAAGAUAAAGAAAGAGCAGUAAAUCCUACAUAUUACAAAAGUUUGAUUGAAAGUCUAAGGUACUUGACUGCGACUAGACCAGGUAAUGUGUUUGGAGUUGGUUUGCUUAGCAGAUUCAUGGAGGAACCUUGUACCAACCAUUUGCAAGCGGCAAAAAGGAUUCUUCGAUAUAUCAAAGGUACUUUAAAUGAUGGUAUUUAUUAUGAAAAUACUGAUGAAGUGAAUCUUGUCGGUUACACUGACAGUGAUUGGGCUGGAGAUAUAGAAACAAGAAAAAGUACUUUAGGAUUUGUAUUUUAUCUUGGUUCUGGUGCAAUUUCAUAG